AUGGCGACGACCACAUCUCCCCCUCCAACAGGGCCCAACCCCAUGGCCGCCCACCUCCUUGCCCGAACUCACCCAACCUACACCUUCACCUUCACACCCUUCCUGCAGAAAACCUACCAACACUCCCUCCCCGCCGACCGCCCAGUCUGCAAAGCCUACCAAACCGGCUCCUGCCCACUUAAAUCCCACUGUCCCGAGCGCCACACCCUCCUCCCGUCUACCGCCAAUGCCAACAACGGCAAAGACCCCCAAACUGGAACUGGCGGCGGCGGCGGCGGGUUUGGCUCUUUGGUAUGCAAGCACUGGCUCCGCGCGCUCUGCAAGAAAGGCGAGACGUGUGAGUUCCUGCACGAGUACAACCUGCGCAAGAUGCCCGAGUGCAACUUUUUUGUUCGCAACGGGUACUGCAGCAACGGGGAUGAGUGCCUCUACUUGCACAUCGACCCCUCCUCGAGGGUGCCCCCGUGUCCGGCGUACGAAAGGGGGUUUUGUCCCGCCGGGCCCAAGUGUGAUAAGAAGCAUGUUAAGCGGAAAAUGUGUCCGUAUUAUCUGGCCGGGUUUUGUCCCGAGGGGAAGGCGUGUAAAGAGGGGGCGCAUCCGAAGUGGGUCGGGGAUAAGGAGUUAGAGAAGUUGAUGGGGAAGGAGGAGAAGAAGGAUAAUGCUGGGACAGAGGGGCAGCAGCAACAGGGGCAGGUAAGUGGGCAGCAGGAUGAGAAGGAGAAGGAGAAGGAGCGGGAGGCUAGGGAGCGGGAAGAGAGGGAGAGGACGGAGAGGGGAGAGGGAGAGGGAGCGGCAUGA
Messenger RNA from Thermochaetoides thermophila DSM 1495, 798 nucleotides. Its product is annotated as putative mRNA 3'-end processing protein. NCBI's taxonomy places the organism in Eukaryota, Fungi, Ascomycota, Sordariomycetes, Sordariales, Chaetomiaceae. Gene Ontology annotation, molecular function: RNA binding; metal ion binding. The transcript has a single exon. The record is from RefSeq and is a predicted model, not a curated record. The coding region runs from base 1 to 798 and encodes 265 amino acids.